GUUAUUAUGCGAGGACAUGAUGAAAUCCCGGGCGGUAGCUCCUGGUUGAGUAGUGCAAAUUAGAAUAAGGACUAUAAAAAAUAAAAUAAAUUAAAUUAAAUAGAGCUUCACAGAUAUAUACAUAUAAAUAAGUUGCAGAAUGAAUUAAAAUUAAAUAAUAAUAAGAGAUUUACAAUAAAUGAUCAUUUAAUUCAGUUAUUUUUACAGUAGCGUUCUCUGGUUCUGGCUCACAGCGCCUCUCACUGGUCACAGGCGGCACUGCGUGAUGACGCUCUCACACUGCGCUGGGAACGUAACCGUCCGUCGCUACGUAAACACGUGCUGCUUCCAGGUUACAGAUCUUUUCAUUCCACCGUCAUCCUCGCGCUCAAGCAUCACUCCCUGACAGCAGCAGCCAUGGCGGAGCCCUCAGCUUCGGAUGCGGCGGCCACAACAGACGCAGCAGCGACGGCAGCAUCACCGACACCGGGCCUCUCUCCUGCAGCGAGCCCGUGCUCGGAGCCUCCGUCCGUGGCUCUCUCCCCCACAGCGGACGGCUCCCAGCGGCUGCUCUUCUCCCACGACUUGGUGUCCGGACGGUAUCGCGGCUCCGUCCGGUUUGGCCUCGUACGGAUGAUCCACGGCGAGGAGGAUUUUAACUCGGACUCGGAUCUCGACGAUGGCGGAGGGAGAGGCGGCGGUGGUGGCGGCGGCGGUAGAGAAGGAGGUGGCAGUGGAGGAGGAGGGCGAGGAGUCCCGGGUGGGUCGGACACUGAGAGCACCGCGGACUCCCCGAGUCGGCCUCUCGGUAGGGGAUUUGUCCGCGUCCAGUGGUACCCCGAAGGAGGAAAGCAGGACAUCAGGGAGACAAAGUUGAAACUUGAAGAUCGAUCCAUCGUCAUUAGAGACAUCGUACGACGAAACAAUUCUAACGACAACCAGUGUGGUAUUGUGACUAACAUUGACAUCGAGUGUGCAGUGAAAUUAGUGGGGACAAAUUGUGUACUGUAUCCAGUCAACAGCAAGGACCUGCAGCACAUCUGGUCUUUCAUGUAUGGUGACUACAUUGCCUAUGACUUCUGGCUGGGAAAAGUCUAUGACCUGACCAAUCACAUUAUCCUUAAGCUCUCCAAUGGAGCCAGGUGCUCCAUGAGUGUGGAAGACGGUGCCAAGCUUUACGAUGUCUGUCCACAUGUCAGUGAUUCGGGUCUGUUCUUUGAUGAGGCGUAUGGCUUUUACCCAGGCCAGGUCCUGAUUGGUCCAGCCAAAGUCUUCUCUAAUGUACAGUGGCUGUCGGGGGUCAAACCCGUCCUGAGCAGGAAGUGCAAGUUCAGGGUGGUGGUCGAAGAGGUGAAGGUGGUGGAGCUCAAAGUGACGUGGAUCACCAAGAGCUACUCCCCCAAAGGCUCUGACAGCGUCUAUCCACCUGCCUCCACGAUCACACAGGAGAAUCUCUGCAGGGUGAGGCGUCUGGGUUACUACGACCACACCCAAAGGCAGCUGGGAGAGAGAGCCCUUUACGUCUUCCCUGCCAAGGGGGAUGCCACACGCAUCACCUGUGAAGGACCCGAGGGUGCCCCUGUUCUGCCCGAAGACCCUGUUGCAAGAAAGUUGAAAAGGAUGUUCAAGAAGGACUCUGGGAAGAAGGCAGAGAACGCUGACUCACAAGGCGAGCACAAAUCAGAGCAGACGGACUCGCCUCAUCCUAACAACAACAACAACGGCCCUACGGUGCCCGUCCAGAACCCCCCCGACUCCCAGAACACCAACGACACGUCGACCGAACACGGGGAACAGGACGCUGAUGACGAGGCUGCAGAAGACACCGACGACACCAGCUCUCUGACGUCUUCAGCGAGCUCGACAGCCUCCUCUCAGAGCGGCGGUCUGGGAACCAACCGCAAGAAGAGCAUCCCGCUCUCCAUCCGCAACCUGAAGAGGAAACACAAGAAGAAGAGGACCAAGUUCUCCCGCGAGUUCAAGCCCGGAGACCGGGUGGCAGUGGAAGUUGUUUCCACAAAGACCACCGCUGAUGUGAUGUGGAAGGACGGCCGGGUGGAGAAGGGAAUCCGAUCAAACGACCUCAUCCCCAUUCAGCAUCUCGACAGUCAUGAGUUUUGCCCCGGGGAUUUCGUAGUAGACAAACGACCCCAAGCCCUGCAGGACCCAGGAGUAUAUGGUGUGAUCCAGUCUGGUGAUCACAGGGGUAGAACAUGUGUUGUGAAGUGGAUCAAGCUCAACUCCACCAGUGAUGACGUAGAGGUUAUCGGUGUGGAGGAAGAUGUCAGCGUGUACGACAUCGCAGAUCACCCAGACUUCCAUUUCCGCACCACUGACAUCGUCAUCAGAAUAUGGAACGCAGAGAACGGACAGAAUGACUGCGAGAAUGAGACAUCGGUAGGCCAGGUGUUCAGGGUGGAUGUGAGCAGCAAAGUGGAGGUGGUGUGGGCAGAUAACUCUGUGACUAUCGUCUUGCCACAGUACCUCUACAAUGUGGAGUCUGAGAUCGAGGAGACCGACUACGACUCAGUGGAAGAGACGAGCAGCGUCCUGUCUACCGAGGAGUGGGAGGAUGAGAGUGACAGCUGGGAGACGGAUAAUGGCCUGACCACCGAGGACGACAGCCACGCCAACAACGCGGAUGCUACGGACACGGCGACGCCGACCCCGACGCCCACUAGCUCCUCAACAUUCAUCAUCCCCCCACAGGAGGGCAGCAAAGCCGCGGUCACAAGCCCCACUAAAGGAACCCCAGGAGAGGAGGCAGAAGCCUCUGUGACUGUGGCCAGUCCUGCUUCAGGAGGAGGGACAACACCAGGAGCAGCAGUCAAUGGAGCGGAAAAGCCCAGCAAAGAUGGAGCCUCUCGGGGCUUUAGGGAGUUGAAAGAGGCGCUGAAGAUCCUGGAGAGCCUGAAGAACAUGACUGUGGAGCAGCUGUGGACCGGCGGUUCUCCGACCUCCCCAACCUCUGCUGAACCUGCUUCCACCACUCAUGUAGCAACCUCGGUGACGCCAGCAGCCCCAGAAAAACCCACAAAGGAAAAGCGCUUCUUGGACGACAUCAAGAAGCUACAGGAGAACCUUAGGAAGACACUGGACAACGUGGCCAUCGUGGAGGAGGAGAAGAUGGAAGCUGUGGUGGAGGCAGUGGGGACUGGAGGAGCAGGGACGGAGGCAGAAAGACCUGGUGAGGAAAAGCCACAGCAGGAGCCUCAGACACCAGUGGGUGGACAGGAGUGGCCCAGUGAGUUUCUCAGUGACACACCGGUACUGUGCCAACAGAGUGGGGGCAAGCCUGGCGUGACCUUCACCAGCGCCAAGGGAGAGGUGUUCUCAGUGCUGGAGUGGGCUCCAGACACACACUCAUUUAAUAAAAUGGAGUUUCAGCCGGCAGAGGCAAAGAAGUUCUUCAGCACAGUGAGGAAGGAAAUGGCUCUGCUAGCAACAUCGCUGCCAGACGGCAUCAUGGUCAAAACAUUUGAAGACCGCAUGGACCUGUUUUCAGCUUUGAUCAAAGGACCGACCCGUACGCCCUAUGAGGACGGUCUGUUCCUGUUUGACAUCCAGCUGCCUAACAUCUACCCAGCUGUGCCGCCUCUGUUCCGCUACCUGUCCCAGUGCAGCGGCCGCCUCAACCCCAACCUGUACGACAACGGCAAGGUCUGCGUCAGUCUGCUGGGCACCUGGAUCGGCAAGGGCACUGAGAGAUGGACCAGCAAGUCCAGCCUGCUACAAGUCCUCAUCUCCAUACAAGGCCUCAUCCUCGUCAAUGAGCCUUAUUAUAACGAGGCCGGCUUCGACAGCGACCGCGGCCUGCAGGAAGGAUAUGAGAACAGCCGCUGCUACAAUGAGAUGGCUCUGAUCAAGAUGGUGCAGUCGAUGACGCAGCUCCUCCAGCAUCCCGUGGAGGUCUUCAAACAAGAGAUCCAGGAGCACUUUAUGUCUAACGGCUGGCGGCUGGUGCACCGUCUGGAGGUGUGGCUGGAGCUGAACGAGGCCUCAGAGAGAGGUCAGGCAGCACACUCAUCCUCCAGGCACCUGAAGGACCGAGCUUCCUCUGUGGAGCCUCUGGAUGAGCUGCUGCCCCUGGGAUCAGGACCUGUGGCGGUGGCCCACAGCAGCCCUAGUAAGCCUGGGGAGGAGGGAGUGGUUCCCAGUAUUAUGGAGGAGGAGCUGGAGGAUUCAGGGCUGACCUCCUCCACUACAGCAGCCUCCCAGCAGGAGCUGAGCCAGAACUCAGACUGCGACAGCGCCCAGGGGGGCGCUUCUGUCGGUGGGGAAAACAGGGGUGGCCCUGCCGUCCCUGGGUCUCUGGUCCGCAGUGGGACGUCAGAAUCAGGUUCUGCCACAGUUAGCGGAGGAGGGGUGGGCUCCUCAGGAAGCCAGCCUGUGGUGCGACCAAAGAAAAGGAGAAAGAGCUACCGGAGUUUCCUCCCAGAGGGCAGCGGCUACCCGGACAUCGGCUUCCCACUCUUCCCCCUCUCAAAGGGUUUUGUGAAGAGCGUUCGAGGUGUGCUGCUGCAGUACAGAGCUGCGCUGGCUGCCGCUGGCAUUGUUGAGCACAUAGAGGACAAUGUCCUGUCAGAUGAGUGUGAUGGAUAAAGAGGGGUGGACCGCACACUUACUCAAACCAACAGGAGCAGCCCCCACCUCAUAGAAACCUUCAUCUUUUCAUGGACGCAGGUAAAAGCGUGGAGCUUUCUCUGGAGGUCCUCACUUACCUUGGGUGACGGUGGACGCCAAGAAGGACUGAAUGAGAUGAAAAAUCAGUGCCAUGACCUCUCCACCACCCCUCAUCCAACUGGCCUCCACUGUACGGGUGGGGAUCUGCUGGGUAACCACUCUGCCGUCUCUCAGCCUGAGAAAUGUAAAGCUGACUCGUGACCGGCUGGUUACCACUAAAGAAAACUGCAAAGCCCAACCGCGGCUAUCUGUAGCACUACUGACAUUAUCGCUGUACCAUCCUGCACUAAGACGAACAUAUGAAAGGACAAUCUGGUCCAGGAGAGAUGGAAGUACACACACACUGAUCAGGAGGAGUGUUUGGGGAUUUAUAUGUAUAUAUAUACGUAUAUAUA
Mugil cephalus (flathead mullet) is the source of this 5057-nucleotide messenger RNA. It is a transcript of the gene ube2o, whose product is annotated as ubiquitin-conjugating enzyme E2O. NCBI's taxonomy places the organism in Eukaryota, Metazoa, Chordata, Actinopteri, Mugiliformes, Mugilidae. The transcript has 23 exons. The coding region runs from base 397 to 4581 and encodes 1394 amino acids. The record is from RefSeq and is a predicted model, not a curated record.